Molecule: messenger RNA, 1957 nt
Organism: Pocillopora verrucosa
Lineage: Eukaryota; Metazoa; Cnidaria; Anthozoa; Scleractinia; Pocilloporidae
Product: homeobox protein Hox-D3
Biological process (GO): anterior/posterior pattern specification; regulation of transcription by RNA polymerase II; embryonic skeletal system morphogenesis
Cellular component (GO): nucleus
Molecular function (GO): DNA-binding transcription factor activity, RNA polymerase II-specific; RNA polymerase II cis-regulatory region sequence-specific DNA binding
Source: RefSeq, a predicted model, not a curated record
AAAACGACGGCUUGUCGAAAAUGAUGAAUUACUCGGAAAAACUCUCUCAACUCUUUGUGUAUCUCGUUACAUGCCAUAAGUGAAAUCUCGAGGCACCUCUAAGCAGUUUGAUUGGUUCACGGCGAAUCACGUGCUCAAAGAUAAUACAUCUUUCUUUCUUUAGUUGUUGGAGUUAGGACAAUAAUAUGACUUUUACCUAUUGAGUCUUGUCAACAGCAGGGAUCGAUUUUAGUACAGAGGUCAAAAAACUGGUCAACUUUGUAUUGUCUACUAUCAAAAACAAAUUCAUCUUCUUCAAGACCCGUAUUUAAAAGCCCGGUGUGUGGACAGUGAAUAUGCAGAAGGCAAAUACAGAGCGUUGCCAAGGAAAAAACGACCACGGCGCGGAGUCCGAUGAGACAUCUUCCCCUAACUUGUGCAGCUCAUGCGAGCGCUUGGAUGAUGAUGCCACUGAAUUACCGGCACAAAAUGCAUCCACUGAAAACGGCCUUCAAGAAAUUUACCCUUGGAUGAAGGAAUUUCGCUCAAAAGGAGCACCACAAGAGAAAGCUGGUGAUGAUAAACUUAACCGAACCAUAUACAGUACAAGACAGUUGGUUGAGUUGGAGAAGGAAUUCCACUACAACAGAUAUCUUUGUAGACCUCGUAGAAUCGAAAUUGCUCAGACGCUCGGACUCACCGAAAAGCAGGUGAAGAUCUGGUUUCAGAACCGCAGAAUGAAAUGGAAAAAAGAGAACAAAAGUGUCGAGAAAGCCUUGGAAAAUGAGAUUCAAGAACGAGUUCGACAACUUAGUGCACAAAAUCCAAACGGUUUCGGCAGUUUAUCAUUGAUGAACUUAAAUUCACACCCUAAUUCGUCUGUUUUCAACGAAUCAAACUCUUUUCAGCGAAACUACAAUCCGUAUUCUACUCCAAUGCAAAACUACAAUGGAGGAGGAUUCAUGGAAAGGCCAAGGGCGAUAUGGAGUCAAGGACCAUUACAACAUUUUUAGUAAUUAUCAAUUAUCAGCGCAGCCGCCGUUAGAUGCUGGCUUCCUGUUGUACAUUUUUUUGACAACCUCGUGAGCGAUAUUUCGCCCACCGAGAGAGAGAAUUAACACUUUGAGAAUGAGUCAUAAUUCUUAUGCUAUUUACAGUUUAUAAAUUUAUUUCGUUCCUGUUAGAGAGACUCGUGGUUUUGUAGCGAGCGAUAUUUAUUUAUUUCCGUUGUGAAAUGAUGUCAGUUUAAAUUCGGGUUAGUAUAAAAGCAAAUGAAUAGUUCAUUUGAGUUAAUGUUCUGUAAGCUUUUCUUCUUAACCUUUUGUAAGCUAGUACCCCCUUCAUUUAUUGCCUUUCACGUGCAAUGCUAAAACAGAAUUUGUUUGAUAUCAGGUCUUUUCAACUCUUCUCUUUCUGUCCUUAUCUAUGGCAAGGACAUCACACAGGGAGCAAAUGAGAUAAAAUUAAUUCCGGUUGUGAAGUAGUUUUUAACACCUUGUGGGUUCUAUCCCGGCAUUAGUUGUUCUCUUUCUGUAAAAAAAACUGUAGCUAAGUUAAAGAACAUGUAAGUUGCAACGUUUAGGAUUCGAGCUUCAACGAGCUAAUGGACAGUACUUUCGAUUAUCGACCAUUGCUCAAUUAUAGGUCAAGUUAGAUGCUUUGUUUGCUUCUCGUUGCAAUCAGACUUUGUUCUCGUAGGUGAUGUAAAUGCCUACAACGAAAAAUUUUAUUGCAGAAUGAAUUUCGAAUACCCGCCCAAUAAUUCUUUUACAUUCUUUCAUUCAUGCAUUUUGUUGAACACAACGUUUCUAAACAACUUGAAAGUUUGGUCAUUAUGUUGCCAAUUAUUAGUUUGUACGUGCAAUUGCGUCUUGCAUAUUUAUUUAAAUGGAUGAAUAUUGUUAGGUUUUAUGUUAUAGUAAUAUAUUUUGGAACCAGAAGUUAUUUGUUGUUGUUGAAUGCUCGAAGUUGACAGAAA